This is a messenger RNA of Colletotrichum truncatum, 855 nucleotides long. RefSeq lists its product as uncharacterized. The record is from RefSeq and is a predicted model, not a curated record. Lineage: Eukaryota; Fungi; Ascomycota; Sordariomycetes; Glomerellales; Glomerellaceae.
AUGCCCGAAAUAACGACGAUCCUCUGGCCCCCAAAUCUCCUCUCUCACACCACCACCCUCUUGACCAGCUACCUAGAGCGCCACUUCUACCUCGCGACCAUUUACGAAAUUUGCCGCAUUUUCUCUUCUGUCUCCGUCUAUGUGACACUAUGGCUCAACGUAAUUAUCAAAAUCACUAACCUCAAUGACAAGCUGCAAGAAGCUGCCAACUCAGAUGCUUACAAACGCAUCAGCAGCGUCAACAAGUUUCUUCUCAAAGGCUACCUGCAUGGCUACUUCUUGAUCCCUAACCUCGCAGGUCCAAUAUGGGUGUACCAGUACAUGAACACGCGCCAUGACAAUCUCGAAAAACUAUCAAACCUGUACGGCUUUGCGAUUGGCGUCUUGCACCUGCCUUUGCUGCUGAGCGUAAGUAUGAAACUGUUUCUGCCACUGGUCUUCAGUGGGCUUUGCACUGCAGUCGAGAAGCUUUCAAAGGUAAUCUGGAUGGUGUCGGCUUACAUUCCCAGGAACCCUGUCGCCGCCAUUCAGAGUCUUCUCAGGGUAUUACGUGACUUUCUCCACGGCCUUCCGCAUAAGAUUGUGAGAUUACUAGAUCGCCAGAUUCUCAGAUCGGAGAACAGAUUUCUUGUUGCCGUCAUGUGGUUCGCUGUUCUCGUGCAUGGACUUUUGUUUUACAGGAUGAUUGUCGAUAUUUUCCGGCCACACCUGCAGCGCCUAGCUAUUGAACUUGUUGCAGAUGGUCUCAUGACUUUGGGAGAUAAGGUAUUCGAGCUAGGCAUGUGGGUCGAGAGUUUGGUGGUGAGAAGGGGGUUAUGGGAGGGCAAGGGAUCAUGGGAAGCUCGUCUAUUGUAA